This is a messenger RNA of Oryzias melastigma (Indian medaka), 1883 nucleotides long. RefSeq names its product protein turtle. NCBI's taxonomy places the organism in Eukaryota, Metazoa, Chordata, Actinopteri, Beloniformes, Adrianichthyidae. Bases 101 to 1018 code for a protein of 305 amino acids. Gene Ontology annotation, molecular function: transmembrane signaling receptor activity. Gene Ontology annotation, biological process: cell surface receptor signaling pathway. The record is from RefSeq and is a predicted model, not a curated record. The transcript is spliced from 7 exons.
UGCUGCUGCUGGUUGAAGACAUAGAGAGACAGAAGGGGGCGGAGCUUGUGUGUGGUGUGAGUCCGCUGACAGAAAGCAGAGAUCAGAUCAGAGAGGAAGGAUGAAGGAAACAUGUCUGCUCUUUGGUGUGACUGUGAGUCCCAGCAGAUCUCAGUUCUUUGAAGGAGAAUCAGUGAUUCUGAACUGUGAGGACGACAGCUCUGCAGGAUGGACUCUGAGGAGAAACAUCUCAGGAGAAACCAGGACUCAGUGUGGAUCUGAGUGGGGAUCAGUAGAUGGCUUGUCCUGUAGGAUCAGGUACAUGUACGAAGAAGACAGUGGAGUUUACUGGUGUGAGUCCAGAGGGGGAGGAGCCAGCAGCAUGGUGGUUAACAUCAGUGUCUCUGGUGGAUCAGUGAUCCUGCAGAGUCCUGUCCUCCCUGUGAUGGAGGGUCAUGACUUCACUCUGAGCUGUCAAUCAAAGACCCCUCCCUCCAACCCCUCAGCUGCUUUCUAUAAAGAUGGCUCCCUCAUCAGGACUGAGCCUACAGGUCACAUGACCCUCCAGCAUGUUUCCAGGUCUGAUGAAGGUCUCUACAAGUGUCACAUCAGGGAUCAUGGAGAGUCUCCAUCCAGCUGGAUCUCUGUCUCAGAGAAACUAGCAACCACGUCUGCUCCCUCAAACACCACUAGUCCUACAUUCUCUACUCCUUCAUCUCCUCCUCUUCCUCUCUUUAAAUGGUUACCUGCUGUGAGUGUUGGUGUUCUGGUUCUGCUGGUUCUGGUUCUGCUGGUUGGACGACAUGUUCUCAGAAAGUCUGAAGCUGAUGGACCAACAGACGUUACAUACGCUGACAUCAACAUCUUACUCCGCCCCCAGCAGCCAAUCAGAUGCAGCACAGAUGGAGAUCCAGCUCCAGGUUCUACAGCCAGAACAGCAGAGGAGACGUUUGGACAGAAGACCGUCAGAGACCGAUCCGACAGGAAACACCUGACAGAGGUUCCAGGUCCAGACGUCAUUUACUCCUCCCUGAGGUAGUCCAGCAGCAGCUGCAGAGCUGCAGGAGCUGAGAGGACUCCCACCAUGAAGACCUACAGGAAACGCUCUCUGCUCUCUGCUGUGGUUUCUCUGUCACAAAUAAAGAUCAGGUGUUAAAAUCUUCUGUGGGUUUGAGUUUCUCAGGCUCAGAAAUGACUCAUGUUUCUGUCUUUGUGCUGUUGAGCAAACGAGCUCAGACCACAGAAACAGACAGUGUGGUUGGAAACUGCAGAGAGGCUGAAUGUUCGUUCUUCAUUUGUUCAUCAGACCAGCUUCAUGUGGUUAAACGCUCGUGCGUGAUUGGUAGAUGAAUAUUUGAUAUUUGAGAAGAAAACACAAACAUGAACAUUACACCAUGCAAUAGUAUUUGUGUGGACUUCAAUGUAUUUUUACAGACUACUGUGUAUUUGCUACACACAGACUCUGAACAGUUCAGGUUUGUUAUCAGUCUAACUGAUGACUCCUAUUUAAAUGUGAAGAGAUGCAGGAAGAACAGACGUCAGACUUUUGGGACUCCCAAUCAUCUAACCAGAUUUUCUGGGGGAGGAAGAACCAAUUUAUGGAACCAUGUUUGGUGUUCUUGGCUCUGUUGGGUUCUCCUGGAUUUGUGUUGAUUAUAUUUGUUUACAUUUCUUUUCACUGAAAGUCUUGUGUUUAUGUUUUAUUUUAUUUCCUUUUUAUUCUGGUCUGGACUCUGUUAAAGCGUUGUUGGUUCCUGGUUCCAUCAGAAGGUCUUUGCUCUCUUCUGUUGUUCUGCAGGCUCCUUCAUGUUGGUCCUGUUCUGUAAGAAGUCUCCUUUAUUGUUCUGUUCAUCUUAAGUUUUUAGAUUUUUAUCAAAUAAAAAUAAAGGUUUGCUUCUGUGGAA